GCAAUCCAGUGCCUCCCAUCCUGCCUCAAGAGGACCAAGGGAGUUCAAGGCCACAAAGAGAGGUCCGGCUGGCACAGCGGGCCUUGGAAAGCUAUGAUGCUGAGAAGCAGGACCUUGAUGCCAGGAUACAAAGGGCAUGGGACCAGGUUGAAGCAGAUAUAUCUGAAGCUCAAAACGCCCCAUACACAGUGGCCUCAAUUCAGCGGGUGAUAAAGCGAGUGAAGCCCACCCCGCAGGGUCCUGUUAAUAUGAAGGCAGUGCUACAAGACGCAAUGGACCGCGUGGAGGGCUUAAGAGAGACACGAUCUCAGCACUCUGUCUCAUCUAAGUCCACCACAAGAUCUAAAGGCUCAGCACACUCACAGAUAUCAUCUACUAGUAUGGCAGCAGCUCAGUGAUCUUUGGACGAGAGCUAUUGUCAGGGCAAUGGACAUCAAGAUCAAGAUAUUUGUUCUCCUCGCUCUGGUGGUAAUCGUCAUGGUGUAUUUUUCCAGCAACCUCAAGAUGUUGUUAAAGAUUGACGAGGGCAUGCCUGUGGUCUACUCCUGUCGUGCAAGUUUAUACGAGAUGAUGUUAAAAAAUAAACCGAAGGUCAUUGCUCGCCCAAUCGCGGACAUGACCUUCGUCUCAUCAGCCUCCAACAGCAUUGCCAGGGUUAUGAAUGGCAACAGGACGCGACCGCUCAGCGUGGGUGACACGCUGCUCGUCGAAGUCAAGGUGCGAGACUUCGCCGGGCGCCCCAAGCACCAUGGCGGGGACUUCCUGCUCGCCAGGCUCUCAAACGUGCAGCUCGACGCGGCCGCCUCCGGCGCGGUGACCGAUCACGGCGAUGGCACAUAUCUCGUGGCCUUCCGCAUCUCAUGGCCAGGCGAGAGCCACGCCGAGGUGGUGCUCGUCCACUCGAGCAAGGCGGUCGCGGCGCUGGAGAGGGUGCGCGAGGCCGUGCCUGACAAGAUCGGCUUCUGGGGCUCGUUUGUGUCCGGCCGACGCGAGGAGCGGUCUGUCUGCCACGUGUCCCUGAACGCAACGGCAGGUGGCCGGCUCUGCGACUUCGGCGACGCAGAGCGCGGCGAGGCGUGGCGGUGCGCGAGGCCGAGGGGGAUGCCCUGCAGUGCCCUCCGGGGCUACGUGUCGUACACCAAGUACGCGCACAUGUUCACGAGUGAGGAGUGCCAGCUCUUCUCGAG
Molecule: messenger RNA, 1187 nt
Organism: Lethenteron reissneri (Far Eastern brook lamprey)
Lineage: Eukaryota; Metazoa; Chordata; Hyperoartia; Petromyzontiformes; Petromyzontidae
Product: NXPE family member 4-like
Source: RefSeq, a predicted model, not a curated record